Molecule: messenger RNA, 929 nt
Organism: Python bivittatus (Burmese python)
Lineage: Eukaryota; Metazoa; Chordata; Lepidosauria; Squamata; Pythonidae
Source: RefSeq, a predicted model, not a curated record
AUUACACACUGGGUACUGAUCUUGCCUUAAAAGAGAAGCUUAAUUCUUGAAGAAUGUUGUCUGAAGGGUAUCUCUGUAAAAUCCCUUAUCAUGAACUCUUGAAUUACAAGCUCUAUGAUACAGAAACAGAAGAGGCAAUACAUGAGAUGAAGUCAUUAAAUGGUGUCACUUAUGAAUCAACAGAGAAAAUGCAAAAUAGAAGUUUAUUUUGGAAUUAUAGAUCUGUGGACAAAUUUAUGAUCUCUGUUUCUUCCCAAAAAAACAAAAAUAAUAAACAGCAGAAAGACACAUUGACACAGACGAUGCAGUAUCCAGUAUUUGAAAGGCAAACAUCUGAAGCUGUGGAAAUCUAUGUGGGAUCAUCCAUGAGCAAAGAUGCUUACCUCGUUCCCUCUUCUUGUAAAAGCAUUUGUAAGAACUACAAUGACCUGCAUAUCGCUGGCGAUCAGGUGCUACCAAUGAAUUCAGUUAAAAGAGAUGCUAUUUAUGACAGUGGGAUAUGCCCAUUCCUAGAAUCAUCAGAGAUUCCACUGCCAAUAGACUCAAUUCCAACGCUACCUGCUGAGGUCCCGCGGAAGCCAUCCCAAAGGAAUUCAUCGUGUUGGCGGGUGGCCAGCAUCAUGCAACAUCAGCAGCCUCUCUCUAAUUCAAUUCUGAAUAAUUAUUUGGAGGAGAAAGUGGUAGAGCUGUAUAAGCAGUAUAUCAUGGAUGUGAUGGGCAGCAGCAUAUCUCCCACUCAGAUCUUGACUUCAGAGUUCAUAAUGACCAACGUAGAUCAAAUCAGCAUGAAGCUAUCGCAAGAAAUGAACAUGAAGACCACCAAAGCCAAAGAUAUGGUUAUUAACCGCCUACUACAAUUAGCUAGUGGAAAGGUGUCCACUGAAAUUAGCACUCCCAGUCUCCACAUUUCCCAGUUCAGCAUUAAGUAA